AUUAUUAUCGACGUUUUGUUGUUGUUUCUCGCGGCGCUUACCGGGUACUACGAAAAUCGCCUGAACUUUUCCCGAAAGCUCGUUAGUUUUCGAUUGAUUUUCACCCGAUUGUCCGUCACUCAACGUUACAAUGCUGGCCUUGGGUCCAAAGAAGGACGGUAGUCCUAACGUGAAGUUUUUCGAAUCGCCGGAAACGCUUAACAUGUUAGAGGGCGUAAAGACGUGGCUUAUGAAAAAUCACAAAAAGUAUCUUCAAGCCGAUCCACCAACCAACAAAACACUUGCUGCUCUGGUGUUGCAAUUGAUUCAAUUUCAGGAAGAUAACCUAGGCAAAAAUGUCAGUAAGCCACCACUCACUCGCCUGCCUAUGCGUUGUUUUAUGGAUUUCAAACCAGGUGGUGCUCUGUGCCAUUUGCUGGCUACUGUCUACAAGUUUAAGGUGGAACAGGGGUGGCGAAGAUUCGAUUUCCAGGUCAGUAAGAGUCCUUCUAGAAUGGACAGAAGCAUUGAAAUGUUUAUGAAUGUUGAAAAAGCUUUAAUUCAUGCCAAAUGUUUAUCCAUGCCAGUAAUUCUUAUUCAUCCUGAUGUUGAUAAGACUGUACAAAACCGCAUAAAGGAUAUUAUUAAAAGGCAUCAAGGAACACUUACAGAAAAUGAACAAGAAGCUACUCAUAUAUUAUUUCCAGUCGUCGACCCAUUAGAUGAAGAAUAUGCCCGACCCGUAUACAAAAAUAAAGAGCGCUGGAUACAAAUGCAUUGGUAUUAUUUCCCUGAUUCUCAUGAUUCAUGGGUUAAUACUGAAUUACCAGUUGAACCUCCUGAAAUAUUAUAUGGCAAUCAACAUCCUACUCCAUGGAGGGUUACUGCCUCUUGGGUCCUAGAUUUAGAUACAUACAAUGAAUGGAUGAAUGAAGAAGAUUAUGAAGUUGAUGAAACUGGCAAAAAGAAAAUCCAUAAAUUGCGAUUAUCUGUUGAAGACUUAAUGAGUAGUAAUGAUCCUUCAGUAGGAAAGAAAAAACCAAAACGUAAACGAACUCCAUCACCACCUCUAAAGCCUAAUAAACGUAAAAGUGGACGUGGAGGUUCUGUGAUGAAUGUAAAAAAAAAUAAAAUUGAUGAUGAUAGUGAUGAUCUUACUAGAGAUCUUGAAGACCCAGUAGCUGAACCAAAUAUUUCUGAAAUCAAUUUAAAUUUAUCUCAAGUAAAAACAGGAUCAUCUUCAUCAAAAAAAGAUAGUGAUUCUCAACCAAUAAGAAGUGGUACACUUAUGGAUUUAGAUGAAGAUUUAGAUAAAAGUGAAGAUAAUAAAAAUUAUGAUAAUAAUGCACAAGAUGGUACAAGUUGUCCUGCAUCUGGAGUAUCUAGUACUGGAGGUGCUUUAUCUAUAAUAAAAGAAGAAGUACCAGAAGAUAAUGCUACUGAACAAAUGCACCAUAUUGUUAUUCCAAGUUAUGCUGCUUGGUUUGAUUAUAAUUCUAUUCAUACAGUAGAGAAACGAGCCUUACCUGAGUUUUUCAAUAAUAAAAAUAAAUCUAAAACUCCUGAAAUAUACUUAGCAUAUCGAAAUUUUAUGAUAGACACUUAUAGACUUAAUCCAACUGAAUAUAUGACUAGUACAGCUGCUAGGCGUAAUUUAGCUGGUGAUGUUUGUGCAAUUAUGAGAGUACAUGCUUUUCUUGAACAAUGGGGUCUUAUUAACUAUCAAGUUGAUUCAGAUAGUAGACCAACUGCAAUGGGUCCUCCACCUACAUCUCAUUUUCAUAUAUUAUCUGAUACACCUUCUGGCUUGCAACCAGUUAAUCCACCUAGAACUCAACAGCCUUCAGCCGCUAAAACACUCUUGGAUUUAGAGAAAAAACCCUUGACAACUGAUAAAGAUGCUGCUCAUCACCCAGAACCACUAUCUAGUUUUGGACUUAAAUUAGAUCAGUAUGCUAAAAAACCUGGUUUGUUACGAAAUAAAACGGCUGCUGGAAUGACAAGAGAUUGGACGGAACAGGAAACUUUGUUGUUACUUGAAGGAUUAGAAAUGUAUAAAGAUGAUUGGAACAAAGUUUGUGAGCAUGUUGGCACCAGAACUCAAGAUGAAUGUAUUUUGCAUUUCCUUCGUUUACCAAUAGAAGAUCCUUAUCUUGAAGAUUUUGAAACUGGUGGUGCUUUAGGUCCUUUGUCUUACCAGCCAAUUCCAUUUAGUAAAUCUGGAAAUCCUAUUAUGUCUACUGUUGCUUUCUUAGCAUCUGUAGUGGAUCCUAGAGUUGCUGCUGCAGCAGCUAAAGCUGCCAUGGAGGAAUUUGCUGCAAUUAGAGAUGAAGUGCCUUCCGCUUUAAUGGAUGCACAUGUUAAAAACAUUGAAGCAGCAACUACUGAUGGAAAAUAUGAUCCAGCUGUUGGACUUUUACAAAGCGGUAUUGCUGGUACUUAUCCUGAAAAAGAAGAAGAAAAUGAAAAGGAAAAAAAGGAACCUGAAGAUGUCAAAGAUUCAACAUUAAAUGCAGAUAAUGACAAACUUGUUCGAACUGAUAAAGAAGGAAUAUCAGAAAAAGAUAAAGAACAACCAAUGGAUGUUGACAAAAAACCUUGUGAUGAAAUUACGGCCAGUACUCAAUCAACUACUGUUAAUCUUACUUCAGAAGAAGAACCUGAACGAAUAGUUAAGGAUUCUGAAGUACAAGCUGCUGCUGCAGCAGCUUUAGCUGCAGCUGCUGUUAAAGCAAAACAUUUAGCUGCUGUUGAAGAACGAAAAAUUAAAUCUCUGGUCGCCUUAUUAGUUGAGACUCAAAUGAAAAAACUAGAAAUAAAACUUAGACAUUUUGAAGAAUUAGAAACAACCAUGGAAAGGGAGCGUGAAGGUUUAGAAUAUCAGAGACAGCAGUUGAUUCAAGAGAGACAACAAUUUCACCUAGAACAAUUAAAGGCUGCUGAAUUUAAAGCUCGUCAACAAGCGCAUUUCAGACUACAAGCUGCUGGUGUACCUCCUCCAGUUCCUAAUCCUGAACAUGUAGCGCCUGCAUCCCCAGCACCACCUAUGGCUACAUAAAAUAUGCAUUUCCAGAAUUACAAAGCCUUAUAAUGUGAAUGUGGCUUAUUUGAAUUCUGGAUUAGUAGCAUAUUAAUUAUAUUCAGUUGAUGUUUUGUAAGUACUUUCGUAUUCACAUGUAAAUAUUUAACUAUUUAUAGAAUCUUAUUGUAAUUGUCAAUU
Molecule: messenger RNA, 3199 nt
Organism: Sipha flava (yellow sugarcane aphid)
Lineage: Eukaryota; Metazoa; Arthropoda; Insecta; Hemiptera; Aphididae
Gene: mor
Product: SWI/SNF complex subunit SMARCC2
Exons: 17
Coding region: 131-3037 (968 amino acids)
Biological process (GO): positive regulation of DNA-templated transcription
Cellular component (GO): SWI/SNF complex
Molecular function (GO): DNA binding; histone binding
Source: RefSeq, a predicted model, not a curated record